GGUAAUAUUCUGUAGUGUUUCGAGAAGUGGCAAAUCUUUUGAUUGCCAAAUAUUAAUAAAUAAAAAAAGGCAGAUUUUUAUUUGCUUAAUACAAUGAUUUUACGUGACAAGACGUAAUAAUCACGAACAUGAUCGAGAAGAUUACCGUUACGAUGAAUUUGGAGAGAUCUGUUAAGGAGACAGAGUCAUCUGAUAAAGCAAAGAUAGGCAAAUUAAAAAGACGUUCGGUUUCCUCUUCUAUUAAUGAUUCUGAGAAUAGAAAAAGACGAAACAUAUGCAGUAAGGAUAAAAGAAGGAAGUCAAAACAUAGAAGUAGUUCCAAUAGUUCUAGUUCUUCGAACUCAGAGAGAAAUACAUAUAAAGUAAAGAAGAAUAGAGAUGAGGAUGUAAAGCACAAAACUAAGAAGUAUGGAAAUAGUACAGAAUUGCAAAGAAGAAGUGGAAAAUUUAAUAACGAUUAUAGAUUCUACAAUCGGAGACAUGGUAACUUUUUGAAUAAUCAAAGAGAUUAUAACUAUUCACGACCUUACAGACACCAUAACUAUUAUAAUAGAAAUAGAAGAGAGACACAUAACAAUUUUCAUUAUAAUAGAUAUUAUAACAGAAGUUUUGAAAGAAUGUUAAAUCACAACAGAUCAAGAAUAUCAAAUUAUCAUAGAAAUACUGGCCACGAUGCAACUAGUCAGCUUUCGCGAGAGAGUAGUUCAAAGGAGCAUACGAAUCAAUUGAGAUCUAUCUCUAAGAGAGACAAAUUUGAUUCAAUAAAAGAUAACACAGAAAUUGUUGAAGAAAUAAAACAGAGAGAAAAGACAAAAGCAGAAAAUGCACAAAAUGUAACUCAGCCCAGUCGCAAGAAAUUAAAGAGAAAAAGAUCUUUAUCUACUUCUAGUUCUUCUAGUGUCAGUAGCAGUAGUAGCGAUAGUAGCUGCAGUAGUACCAGCAGCAGUAAUAGCAGCAGCAGCAGCAGUAGUAGUAGUAGUAGUGACAGCAGUGGUACUGAUAGCAGUAGCAGCAGUAUUGAUAGUUCAGAGAACAAAAAAAAGCAGAAAAAAUCUAAAAAAAAGGCUAAAAAAAUCAAGAAGGCCAUAAAAAAACGAAAGAAGAAAAAACGCAUGAAGCAAAAAUUGAAAAAGAAACUAAGGAAAUCUACAUCCAAGAAAAAAGGACACAAGAAGAAAUCCAAGUCUAAAGAAAACAAACAAGUUCAAGAUGAUAAAGAAAAAACAAAGGAAAUUGUAUCAGACCUGUCAGAACGAGCAAAAGCCAUGGCACCUAUGACAAAAGAGGAAUGGGAAAAAAGGCAGAGCAUCAUACGCAGAGUAUAUGACGAGGAGACUGGAAGACAUAGAUUAAUCAAAGGCGAUGGAGAAGUUUUGGAAGAAAUAGUGAGUCGUGAACGACACAAGGAAAUUAAUAGACAAGCGACUAAAGGAGACGGCAAAUAUUUUCAAACACACUUGAAGAUAAACGCUCUAUGAAAAAAUUUUGUGUUAUAAACAAAAAUCAUUAAGAGAACAGUUUCUCGAAUGCGCGAUGAAGAAAAAUUAAUUUUUGAAAAGAUUUUUUAAAUUAUAUAUUACAAUUUAAUCUAAUUAAUUAAUGAUUAAAUAUAACGAGAAUUUAAUUAUGCGCCUCUCAAGCGCUUGAAAUACCGUAAAAGUUAUUUGAAGAUAAUACAAGGUAAGCAAAAAUUAGGUUUCGUGCCUCUUGAAAUUGUGAGAAUUGGUUCUCGUAAUUCUCGUAAUUCUCUACCUUUCGAAAUUGUGAAGAGAUAUUCGAAAAGUAUACUAGGCAAAGAGAUUACUGCAUGUAUGCUGGGAGCGACAUGAGUCACGUCGUCUUGUGUUGGCGUGCUGAUUUAUGCUGAUUUUAAGCUAGCGCCUAUCGCCUCUUGCGUAAAAUUUCAUUCGAAGUAUCUGAAAAGCAUACUAGGCGAGGAAGUUACCGGAAGUACGCUAGGAAUGGCAAGAGUGGCAUGAGUCACGUAUUAACGCACUGAUUUUCUUACACCUCAAAUUUGCAUAAAAUUUUAUCCAAGGUAUUAGAAAAGUAUACUAGGUGAGGAAGUUACGGAAAGUAUGCUGGGAAUAGCGGAACGACAUAAUCACGUGUUGCGGCACUAAUUAGUCAGCGGUUCUUUUAUCAGUAAAUCUACUCGCAAAUUCUGUAUUUCUGAUAAUCGCAAUAAUUUUUCAAUAUCAUUUAAUUGUACGCGCGGCGCAAUUUCCCCGAUACUUAUCUCCUGCCGUGAUAUACUUUCCUUUGAUAAAUUUUUGCGUACCUUUAAAGACUGCUUUACGUGAAUUUAAUUAUAAGAAUACAUAAAUGAAUUUUUGAUCGAUAAAAUAUUGGAUGUUAACAUUAUCUUAUUUUUUAUGGAAUAUAUAUAGAUAUUAGAUGCGCUCCAUUUAACGCUCACAACAUUCGCGAGCGUCACUUAUCUCUGUUUAAAACAUGAAAUGAUUCCGCGGUUCUUGCGAGCGUUAAAUGGAAUGCAUUCAGUAUUAUCAGAGUCCCUAGACGAAGAGACUUUUGACAGUAUUGAUUUUAUUUCAAAUUUCGCUGGAAACAAAAGUUUAAACAAAACGGUCAGCAAUACUAGCAUAUUAUAUUGUUUGCGAUAUAACAUGAUAGCAACGAAUGAUUGAUAGCAAAUUUAUAUUGAUAUAUUGCUAUCAGUUUGCCAUGAUUAAAAAUAGAAUUUGUGAACGAAUUCAAUUUAACAGAUAUAAUGUUGUCUCAUUUUGUGAUAGAAGUAAGAAAUAUCUGUGUUUCGAAUUAGUUUUAAUUAGUGUUGGCAAUAUGACAUCAAAAGAUUUAACUAUUAGGGUUUUGAAAUGGACGUCCAUGACAAGUAUAAUUUUCUACUUACCAUUUAUUAUCAAUAAACUUCUGCCCUUUA
This is a messenger RNA of Monomorium pharaonis (pharaoh ant), 2902 nucleotides long. RefSeq names its product ADP-ribosylation factor-like protein 6-interacting protein 4. NCBI's taxonomy places the organism in Eukaryota, Metazoa, Arthropoda, Insecta, Hymenoptera, Formicidae. The record is from RefSeq and is a predicted model, not a curated record. Bases 129 to 1478 code for a protein of 449 amino acids. The transcript has 4 exons.